Rubroshorea leprosula is the source of this 1787-nucleotide messenger RNA. The record is from the annotation of a GenBank genome assembly. Lineage: Eukaryota; Viridiplantae; Streptophyta; Magnoliopsida; Malvales; Dipterocarpaceae.
ACCAAAAACCCUGCUCUGGGGUUAAGCUUCCAUCUUCUCCCGCACAGGGUCAGAAACUUCUUCCUUUUGAACGGAGAAUCAUGUUCUCUCGCGCUCGCACCGCCAAGAAUCUUCCUUUAACAUUGCAGAAGCUUAAAGUUACACCACAUGGACUCCUUACUCCACCAUUUCAAGCUCCCUUCUUCUCGCACUUUGUUGGGGAUAAACCAGUUCUUGUCAGAGAUUUCAUACAUUCAGCACUGUAUGAUUCAAAACAUGGGUACUUCUCCCAGAGGUCAGCGUCAGUUGGGGUUCUUGACAGGAGCAUAAAGUUCAACCAGCUUGAAGGAAGGAAAGCAUAUAUGAAACACCUGGAUAAGGUCUACAAGCAGAGUGGCAUUUCUUGGUUUACCCCUGUGGAGCUCUUCAAGCCUUGGUAUGCCCAAGGUAUUGCUGAAGCAAUAAUGCGCACUGCAAACCUUUCAGUUCCACUAAAGAUAUAUGAAAUUGGUGGUGGAUCAGGAACAUGUGCAAGAGGCAUAAUGGAUUACAUAAUGUUGAAUGCGCCACCACGAGUUUACAACAAUAUGACCUACACCUCAGUAGAAAUCAGCCCCUCACUGGCUGAGAUACAAAAACAAACUGUCGGGGAAGUUCGUAGUCAUCUAUCCAAGUUUAAAGUUGAAUGGCGUGAUGCUACAGAGCAGAGUGGGUGGGGUGAUGUGGAUCAACAGCCUUGUUGGGUAAUAAUGCUUGAGGUGCUUGAUAAUCUUCCCCAUGAUCUUAUCUAUUCAGAAAGUCAAGUUUCCCCAUGGAUGGAAGUGUGGGUUGAGAAGCAGAUUGAUGGGCAAGCACUCUCAGAACAAUACAGACCUUUAGAAGACCCAUUAAUUAAACGUUGUGUUGAAAUUGUGGAAAUGGAUGAGAAACAUGCCAGCCAAAGCAGUGUUAUUUUAAAGGCUUGGUCUAAAUUCUUUCCAAAACCUCGAAGAUGCUGGCUUCCAACUGGUUGCUUGAAACUGCUGGAGGUGUUGCAUGCAGCAUUACCAAAAAUGUCUUUAAUUGCUGCAGAUUUUAGUUACCUACCUGAUGUGAAGAUACUGGGUGAAAGAGCUCCAUUGGUUUCAACUAAGAAGGAUGGCCACAGCUUAGACUACAGCAGUUACCUGGAUGCAAAGGGUGAUGCUGAUAUAUUUUUCCCUACAGACUUUUGGCUUUUGGAACGCAUUGAUCAUUACUGUUCUGGGUGGCUAAAUCUACGAAAAGAUAAAUUGUCCAAGGAGGGGAAGAAGAGGCGAACUCUUACUCUUGAUACGUCUUCAUUCAUGGAAGAGUUUGGGUUGCCGACCAAGACAAGAACAAAGGAUGGAUACAACCCACUUUUAGAUGACUUCAAGAACACUAAAUUUUAUCUGAGCGUUCCAACACAUAAUACCAAGUAAGCAGUCCACAUUUUUUUUCAAGGAAGCAUCAAGUUUAACGUGGUCUUUGAGAAGUAUUUGAUCACAACAAACAAAUUACAUGCAUUAUUACAAUCAAAUAAAGAUUUUCCAUGGAAUCUGAGACAUGUUCCAAUCUCAGCAUUGCUGGACUUUUUCCUGUUUAGUUGUACCAUUGAAAUUUACGGGACUGAAACGGGAAUCAAUGUGCUUGAUAAGCAUUGAGAGAUGUUAAAGAUACCCAUUUUAUCAUUCUUAUCCUACAGUGUGCAUGGUCUCUCUCUCUCUCUCUCCUUUUUUUAUUUUUUCUUAACCUGGCAAAGGCCAUUCUUCACUCUUCCGGAUCAUUCCGGGUGUAUUUUUACCAGC